Pyricularia oryzae 70-15 is the source of this 2760-nucleotide messenger RNA. RefSeq lists its product as uncharacterized. The record is from RefSeq and is a predicted model, not a curated record. Bases 2066 to 2476 code for a protein of 136 amino acids. NCBI's taxonomy places the organism in Eukaryota, Fungi, Ascomycota, Sordariomycetes, Magnaporthales, Pyriculariaceae. The transcript is spliced from 2 exons.
UACCGAACAACCAGCCUCAAUAUAGCGAGCAAAGGCUUCAUAGCCGCGCGCCAAGGGCAGCUCUGAUGUCCAGUCCUCACAUGUCCUCCUAUUUGUCAUUGCGGCGCGUCAAGCAGGAAGCAAAUGCCGAAGAAUAGCACAAGAAUAACAAAAGCGGACUGGGCCGUCCAAAUGGACAAGGUUGGACAGACGCCACUGGCAAAACGGGCGUUGGUUCCGGCGAGUGUGGUGUGAGGGCUCUUCCGUCGCAAGAUGAUCCCUCUUUUGGCCACCGACUCUUCUUCAAGACGGCCACGAUUUGCCCUAGCGUAAAUCACAAGCCUACACACCCACCUUUUCAUGCCGUCUUUUUGUCGUGGCAGAUGGAGGGGGAUGGGGGACGAGUUCAGGGGCAUUUACCGCCGGGAGGGUGGGUUACUGAGCCAUAGGGCGGGCUCAAGCGCGCGCCCUCUCCAGCUGGAGGGUGUGUGUGGGUACUUGUGCAUACAGGGAGUUAUUUGGAAGGCAUGGCUGGUUGGUCGUCGAAAAAAGGGGGAGGUGAGUUCUGAUAGGCGGUGAGCAUGUGUGUCAGGGUCAAGUUUGCAGGACUGGCAAGGCUUGCUUUUGGUUCUAUUGGGUGACCACGCCUAAGGGUGUAGCAGGAGUCAGCCGCCAGAGUGUCAUUCUGAGAUUCCUCAGUGUUCCAGACCCCAAGAGCAUCAAAAGGACCGAAGGAAGAUGGCUAAUCUAAACAGGGUGCGUGGAGUCCAGGAGACCAGUGACGUGAUGCCAACGGUCUUUGUUUUUUUCUCUUUUACAAAUACGGACGCGUGGCGAUAUGGAGCGAACAGCUGGCUGGCUAAGACUGGCGGUGGUUCUAGGCUGGCUGCAUUGCAGACUUUGAAAGGAAUUUCAAGAUGUGAUGAUGCACGCAGAGGCCUUGUGAAGCGGAGCUAGCAGAGGCUCCCUCCCAAGGGAGGUGUAGAUAGGCGAAAGUAUACGCUUGGCAUACAAUUAUACUAGGCACAAACACAGGUAGCUGGUUUGUCAGGGGUUUCUGUACCGCUGACCGCAGUGGGAUAGGGCACUUCGGUGGGAUGAUACCCAAGAUGGGGGUGGUAUCUUAUCAUUCCCCAAACCAGCUAGUUACAAGUACCUCAAGCAAAAGUACCUAGGUGCACAAGUACUUCAAGCAAGUUAUUGACGAGGGGAAGGCCGGCGGCGGUUAAUUAUUUUGAGCAAUCUUAUAGACAUUUUGGUGUUACUUUUGUUCUCGUUAGAUCUUGUGCGGCGGUUGCUGCAUACUGACUGUUUACCAAAUUUCGACGUUGGAAAAGGAAGAGACAUCGGCAUAGCCGCAAAUUCUGAUCUUACUGCAGGGUACUUCCAAAUUCGGCAUAUUUGUUCUUUGGCAUACUAGAUGGGCACCCAAAAUCUCUUUUUAAUCCACGAAAAAGCACCGCGAGGUUAGUGAAUCGCACAACUCAGGGGCAAAACUUCCAGUGCGUUUUAAAAUGAUAAUGCCCGCUUGUAACGGGGAAAAGAAAGGGAAGUACCUAGGGCAGGUGCCUACCAAUUAUACCUGUUUAUCGCUCAGAUCAUGCCUUCCUUGUGAGUAGAACAGCAAGCAUGUCACUUGCAAAAUACAGAAAGGGAAGCAAACUGCCUUCUUUUCUCUUUGUACUAUCCCAGGCAGGAAGCGCUCUACCUCCCUAUACCUAAGACAAUAUACCCAUCCAGGGACGCAUCGAAUAUUCAACUCAUUCAAGACAAGAUGCCAUGCGUAUUCAUUCUACUCGCUUGUUGAUAGCGAGCAAACCUUGCACAAAGGCAAACCAGCAGUCUAGCCACCUCACGCGGAAACUUGACACCACCAACGCAAGCUCGCCGUUAUCCUCAGACUCCUGACUGCCUCCAUUGAAGCUCGCUCAACAUCAGAACAUCAGUCUGCCUGUCCAUUUGCAAUACGGAAGAAGGGUCUCACCGGAGGACGAAAACCGACCCACAGCAAGCCCUUCCAGUACACCCGACUCCUCCCAACCCCACGCAGAUCAUGUCGUAGAGCGACGGGCCCUACGCGGCCACCAUGAUCCUCCUGGUGGUGUCGCUGCUGGUAACCAUCGUCGCAGCCAUUGCCGCCACCGUCAAUGCGCUGUACAAUCCCAAGACCAAAACCUGGCGGCGACGCCGACACAAAGACCCCUCCCAAAAGCAGCAGGCCCUGACGUGGCAGCCCUGGUCACGCCCGCCGCGGCCAGCCCGGGAUCUCGAGGCAGGACGAGGGGCGGGGGCCCGUCCUGCUACCGACAAUCGUUCGCCUCCGCCCUACGAUGUUCAACAACAACCACGCAAGUGGCAGCAUAUUCGGCGGUGGCAGCUUGGGGUCGCGAGCGAUACUGGAAUCAGGGCGGUCGACGGUGCGCACCGAGAUGGGGUCCAGCUCUCACCCAUGCCGCCCGCCCGGCUGGCGGGGUCGCGGGGGUGGAACUCAGUCUGACCGUUUUCCGUUUGGAUGUGAAGCUGAUGGGUUGAAUGAGUAGCUCGCUCAGGAGCGUGGAAGGGCUUGUUCCAAGACAAAAAGAAGCGCUGGAGAAUAGGUUGCGACCUCGAUGAUGUCUUUGGUCCACGAGGCUAGGCUGUGGCAUACAUUUUAUUGAUUAUCCAUUAUGCGGGAUACAGUCCGCUGUUGAAUUCCUUGAUAGCAUUGUUACGUCCCUAGGUAGUGUUCGUUAUCCAAGAUAAAUUCUUUCGUCAAGAACGAGGACAAAAAUCAGUUUUGGG